AUGCGCGAUAUAAAACGGUUUUCCUAUCCAUGGGCUGUCAAAUUGACUCCAAUGAUAAUGACAUCAAAGAAAUUAUCAUUAAUGGCUAGAAUUACUUGUUUUUGGAUAAGUAAAACAAUUCGUUCCAAUGACGUGUUGACACCGGGAAAAGUACGCGAGGAUUUCAAACGACUGGAGAAAGUGCCUAAACACCUAGCUGUGUUGUAUUGGAGGAAGCAUGAAGAAACUAAGAUUAGUAAUAAUGAAAAGAUGAUAAAAUUUAAUGAGAUUUCGCAACUGUGUUGUUGGGCUUUGUGUGCUGGAAUUAGAGUCUUGAGCUUAUACGAGGCGAAAGAUCACCUUAAAUCAAAUGCUGAUCUGUUACAAUCACACAUUGAGAUCGCGACGCGACAAUUUUUUGCUAAUGAUAAAAUUAUACCGACUACACGUGUUUCUGCGCUCGAUAGUAAUUUACAAGUGAAUUUGGUUUCGCGUGAAGAUGGUCGUGACCGUAUAGUCAAGAUGACAAAGUCAUUAGUAUAUGAUACACUAAAAGGAAAAAUAAAAAGUGAUAAAAUUGACGUUGAAGAAGUGGAUAGUAGAUUAAGUGUACCUCAAUUCCCGGAACCUCAAUUGCUGAUUACAUUUGCACCUGAAAUUGUUCUUGAUGGGUUUCCUCCUUGGCAUAUACGAUUAACCGAAAUAUUGUGA
Messenger RNA from Ambispora leptoticha, 690 nucleotides. The record is from the annotation of a GenBank genome assembly. Lineage: Eukaryota; Fungi; Glomeromycota; Glomeromycetes; Archaeosporales; Ambisporaceae.